Molecule: messenger RNA, 233 nt
Organism: Acaulospora colombiana
Lineage: Eukaryota; Fungi; Glomeromycota; Glomeromycetes; Diversisporales; Acaulosporaceae
Source: the annotation of a GenBank genome assembly
GAGAACAGGCCACUGCUGCACAACCGAUGGGCACAAGAUUGUCCCAAGCGCAUGCAGAAGCACUCACUCCUACCUUAUGGGCACUAUUAAGCCAUUCGAAGACUACUAUGAAAGGGAAAGAUAUGCCCCUGUCUCUUAGGGUGUUACAGGCAUUGAUUGAUCAGGUCGAAGGAUCGCAUCUGACCUUAACGACAAAGUCCGUCUUUAUCAACUUUAUCAUGGUUUCGAUUCUG